Molecule: messenger RNA, 1458 nt
Organism: Prunus mume (Japanese apricot)
Lineage: Eukaryota; Viridiplantae; Streptophyta; Magnoliopsida; Rosales; Rosaceae
Source: RefSeq, a predicted model, not a curated record
UACAACAAAUACAACGUUUUACAAAGAGGGUCUGAAAAGAAAAGCAUAACACUGCUGCCAAAGACAAUUGGCAGUUGCCUUGAAAAUAUACAAACUACCCAUUUCCUCUAUCCUACAACAAAAUUACAAGUGCAAAGGGGAAGAAAACGGAGAAGUGGUCCGUCUUUGUGACCUUGUGACUCUGUGUGUGUGUGUGUGCGCCAGGGAGAGAGAGAGAGAGAGAGAGAGAGGAUGAGCAUGGAGAGUUUACUGCCAUUUCUAGGAAUGGUGAUGGCGGUUCUGGCUCAAGCUGCAAAUAUGAUAGUAAACGAAGCAGCCAUGUCCAAAGGGAGCAACAAAUACAUUAUGGUUGUGUAUGCCAACGGCCUCUCCACUCUCAUUCUUCUCCCUCCAGCCCUCUUCUUCCACCACAGAUCAGGGCGCCCUCCCCUUACAUUCUCCAUACUCUGCGGAUUCUUCAUGCUUGCCCUGUUUGGAUGUUCUGCCCAGAUAUUUGGAUAUGUUGGUAUAGAAUACAGCUCUGCCACGCUUGGCACCGCCAUGCUUAACCUCAUCCCAGCAUUUACUUUCAUACUUGCCAUCAUUUUCAGGAUGGAAGAGGUGCAGUGGAGAAGCUCAAGCAGUAAAGCCAAAAUUUUGGGAACCAUAGCAUCAAUCGCAGGAGCUUUUGUUGUAACAUUCUACAAAGGCCAGCCAAUCAUGCUGCCACCAUCAUCACAUCCACCCAAUCUCUUCUCAUCAAAAUCAAAUUGGGUUCUGGGAGGCCUUUUUCUUGCAGCUGACUCCUUCUCCAGUUCCUUAUGGUACAUUCUGCAGGCAUCAACCCUAAAGAAGUACCCAGCAGUUGUGGUCACAGUCUGUUUUCAAAGCUUAUUCAUGACCGUUCAGUCUGCAUUAGUUACUUUAAUUGCAGUUAAAGAUGCAAGUGCUUGGGAGUUAAGGUUGGAUAUGGGGCUGAUUGCUGUUUUGUACACUGCAAUUGUUUCAAUCGGUCUCCGUUACACUUUAACCGCCUGGUGUGUGUGGAAGGCUGGAGCUCUUUUUUGUUCUAUGUUUAAGCCUCUUGGAAUUAUUUUUGGUGUGAUCAUGGGUGCCAUCUUUUUGGGAGAUCCAUUCUAUUUUGGAAGGUACGCACAAUUUUUGGUUGGUGCACUUAUAAUUGUUACUGGGUUUUAUGCGGUGAUGUGGGGAAAGGCCAAAGAAGAGAAGCUGGUGGAAGGUGGUAGUCGUUGGGAAUCAUUAGGUCAUAAUAAGGUCCCUCUACUACAAAACAAUAUCGAAGAAAAGCACAACUGCACAAGUAUCUUGUGUAAAUAACAAGGCGGGUUCUUUUUUGUUUGUGUACAUAAGCGGUUAGAUUAUUAAAAUAGUCUAAAUGUAAUGAAAUGCAAAUAAAUUUAAAUUUUUUAAUGGUGAUUGUAAAGAUUCGAGAUCUCAUAUGUGAAAAGAGAUGUGAUU